Molecule: messenger RNA, 1154 nt
Organism: Diatraea saccharalis (sugarcane borer)
Lineage: Eukaryota; Metazoa; Arthropoda; Insecta; Lepidoptera; Crambidae
Source: the annotation of a GenBank genome assembly
CAAUCCUAAUUUAUCAGGUGGUGAUGACACUUUGGUGUACUUAAGUACUCAAGUAAAAUUAAUUAAUUAUUCCAGCGGAAUUAAAGUCUGCCCGCAGUGAUUUUACGUUUCUUUCGCAUAUCUAUUAAAUGCGAGAGUUGUAUUACUAAACAUUUUUAUGUGUUGGCUUUAGUGUGUGCUCAACAAUGGCCAAAACAAAAGUGACUGGAGCAACUAGCAGACUGAAGCAAGAUUAUCUCAGACUUAAAAAUGACCCUGUUCCAUAUGUAACUGCGGAACCUGUACCUUCGAAUAUACUAGAAUGGCAUUACGUCGUCAAAGGCCCUGAGAAAAGUCCUUACGAGGGCGGAUAUUAUCACGGCAAAAUAAUAUUUCCUAGAGAGUUUCCAUUUAAACCUCCCUCUAUUUAUAUGAUUACACCUAAUGGGCGAUUUAUGACUAAUAAGAGAUUGUGCCUUAGUAUUACCGAUUUUCAUCCAGACACUUGGAACCCUGCAUGGUCUAUUUCUACAAUCCUCACUGGAUUAUUGAGCUUCAUGCUGGAGAAGACUGCAACAUUGGGAUCCAUUGAAACUUCAGAUUAUCAAAAGCGUUGUUUGGCUGCGGAAUCUUUAGAAGUGAAUUUAAAAAAUAAGAUGUUCUGUGAAUUGUUUCCUGAAUAUGUGGAGGAGAUUGAGCAGCUGUUGAAACAGCGUCGGGAAGCAGCUAUGUUGCAUUCAGAUUCCAAUAAUGUUAGCAGUGAAAGUGAAGUGACAAUGGAGCAGCAAUCAAACAUGUAUUACAUUAUGACUAAUUUGUUUGUCAUAGUCGCAUUUGUUAUUCUUGCAUUUAUGGUUAAAUUUGUUUUAGUUUCAAUAUCUAAUGACUAGGAUCACAGUUGUAUAUUAUGUGUAAAUAAUGUAUAUUGUUUUGUAAAUAUGUUUUCAAUAAGUUUGCAAAUAAUUUUACUUAACCAAGUUAAAUGUGCAAGUUUUUGUUGUGAUAUUUAUAUUUUCAUGUUUUUAUCAUACUAUAGAAGGAUAUUAAUUAUUUUUAUAUCCAGAAAGUAUUAUUUUAUCAUAGAUGUUAACCUAUUCAAUGUAAAAGAUAUUUGUGUUAUUUGGAAUUUGACACAAAAUUAAUAAAUGAAGCAGCACCAAUUAUUUCAUAUUACA